GCACGUUUCCAUAGAGACGCAGCAAUCGGUGGCAAGUGCUCCUCAAAAUGCUAACGUUAACUGGAUGAAAAAGCUUUUUUAAGUCCCAAAACAAGGACCCGCUGUAGAGAUGUCUCAGCUGUCAGCUGAAGAUGAGGUGGAGUUGCAGUCGCUGCUCAAGCAGCUUUUGAGAAGCAUUAAUGACAGAAUCUCUGGUGCUCCAUCGACCGAAUGUGCUGAAGAGAUCCUUCUUCACCUGGAGGAGACUGACAAGAACUUCCACAAUUAUGAAUUUGUCAAGUACCUCCGUCAGUACGUGGAGAGUUCAUUGGGGACUGUAGUGGAAGAAGAGACAAAGAACUUGACCAGAGGAGAUGCACAGCAUGCAAUAAGCCCAGGUCACGACACCUUGAUCCACGCUGUCACCCGAAGGACCAGAGACUCGGCUGAGUACCAGCAGAUGAUGCAGACAUUGAAAAACACCAUGAUCAUGGUGGUGGAGUCUUCAAUCAAUAAAUUUGAGGAGGACCAGAUGAGAAAAGAGGAGAUGCACAGAAAGAAGCAGCACAGUCAGUCCAACAGCCAGUACAUUGACAACUGCUCGGACAGUGACUCCUCCUUCAACCAGAGUUAUGCAUUCAUCAGACAAGAGCAGCUGCAAGCUUUGGCUGAAAAACUUGACUCCAGCAGACCCAAAGAGGUGCGUUGGGAGGCUCUUCAGGCCCUCUGCUGUGCCCCUCCGUCUGAUGUGUUGAACUGUGAGAGCUGGAGCGGCCUACGCAGGAACCUCUGUGCUGCUCUGAACGAUCCUGACCUCACCGAUAACGUACUGCAGUUCUUUGCUAAAAGCUUCUCCUCCUCUCCACUGAAUGUGACACGAGAGAUCUACACCAGCUUGGCUAAAAGUGUGGAGUCAAGCUUUCUGUCUCACAAGCUAAGCUUUCCAAGUAGCUCAGCUACCAUCGACAUAAACAGACCUGAAAUCAGUCGUCUUCUCAAACAGAUUCGAUUGAUGAAUGACUUUCAAAAGGAGGUGACAACCUUUUGGAUUCGUCAUCCUGAGAAAUACAUGGAGGAAGUUAUUGAGAGCACGUUCUCCCUGUUGUCCUUCCAUCAUGAACAUGGAUCAGCCUCACCAGGGACAGAGAAAGCUCUGGAAUCCAUUCACCUACUGGCCUUACUGGAUAUUAAAGCUACCUGGUUUAAAAAGUGGAUGCAUGGAUACUACAGUAGGACUGUGGUUCUGAGACUCUUGGAGAGAAAAUACAAGUCUCUGAUUGUAGCAGCCCUUCAGCAGUGUAUACAUUACAGUGAAUCAUGUGAACGUUUUGCAAAUGAGACUACUGAUCCCCAGUCAGCGGAGCCGCAGACCACUGGUUCAGCCCAAAGGAGUGUCUAUACAGGAAAAGAGCUUGAAUAUGCUUUUUUUGUGCAUUCGCUGUGUGUCCUGGGGAAACUCCUCAUCUACACCAAUGGGAGAAAGCUCUUUCCUAUUAAAGUGAGGAAACGCAAAGAUCCCGUUUACCUGACAGACCUGGUUGUCAUCCUGAUUAACAUCAUGUACCAACACCCCACACCUCUGCACUGUGACACCUCACACACAGACUCCCUGUCGCCCAGCAGUCUAUCGAUGGAGGUGCUAUGGAUGCUGUGUGAGAGGACAGAGUGUGCUGCAGUGUGUCUCCACCAGCCCCCUGUAAUAGAGAAACUACUGGCUCCUGUUAUAGCUCUGCUCAAUGGACAGCAGGCCAAAUUAAAAUCUCCUGAAGCAACACUGACUCUCAUCGCUGAUGUUCUGGCUCGGAUCGCAAACACUGACAGAGGAUUAGCUCUCUUCUUAUAUGAGAAGAAUCUGGUUGUAGGCCACAGUGAGAGAACCUUUGCUGCUCGUGUCGUUGUGCAGUUCACCCUCAGGCUGCUGGAUAAGGACCUGUCAUCACUAAGUGAAUCCAACACAUCCCAUACAUUAUGUGGAGCCUUUAUCUUUGUUUGUAGACAGAUAUACAACACCUGUGAGGGUUUACAGGUCCUCCGACCCUAUGGCCUGCACAAGGCUGUAGCUGCUGCAUGGAAAAAGACCAGUUCCUUGUCAGAAAGGGUUCCGACCCCGGUACCUGGAGCCACUGCUAGGACAUCCACACAGGAGCUGCAGAACAUGCUCAUCUGGGAGGAGACAUUGUUGGACAGCUUGCUGAACUUUGCUGCAACUCCUAAAGGCCUGCUGCUGCUCCAGCAGACAGGAGCCAUGAAGGAUAGUGUCUCCUACAUGUUCUCUCGCUUUACUAAAAAACUACAGGUAAGCCGCUGUGAGAAGUUUGGAUACGGUGUGAUGGUGACACAGGUGGCAGCAACUGCUCCAGGGGUGGUGGCUUUGCACAGAUCAGGAUUUGUCCGGGCACUGGUGAUAGAGCUGUGGUCUGUUCUUGAGUGCGGCAGCGAAGAUAUCAAGGUGGUCCGUCCCAAGCCUACACCCAUGGACCCCAUAGACAGGAGCUGCCUCAAGUCCUUCCUGUCCUUGGUCAACCUGCUCUCCUCUUCCCAGUCAGUGUGGGAGUUGCUGGGCCGACAGCCUCUAGCCAACAAGAGUGAAUACACCCUGAGAGAAAUGCCCACCUCCAUUGCUGAUUUGAUUGACAGGCUGAUUGCUGUGAAUUCAGAUGCGAAGAUUAAUUCCCUGUUUCACUAUGAACAGUCUCACACAUUCGGACUGAGACUGCUCAGUGUGCUUUGCUGUAAUCUGGACUCCUUUCUGCUGCUGGAGAGCCAGUACGACAUCUGCUCCAUGCUGCUGCAGAGUCAGAGAGAAAACGUGACUGAAGUGGACACCAAUGAUGGGGAGUUCAUUAUUGACAGUCUGUCAGUGGAGAGGAAUCACGUGCUGGUUCGUGUUAGUGUGGUGGGAGGUCCGUCUGAGAGGAAGCUUCCUCCUCGAGCACUGCAGGAGGGAGAAGAUCCUUACCCCUGGCCCAUGUUUUCAAGCUACCCUCUACCUCACUGCUACACUUUAGACCCACCUAAGAUCCACCAUAACUCACAGGACUCUGAGAUCAGUGCAUUUCUGGCAUCUAAAGACUCAAAGAAUGAGGAGAGCUGGAUGGAGAUCUGCCGGAGACUGUACUGCAAAGUUAUGACCUCCAAAGCCAACGUUUUAACUGGAAAGGUGCUGGCUGACCUUCUGGAGAAGGUUGUGGCCCAUCUAUCUAACUCUGCCACAGAGUGCUUCUUCUCUCCUGCUCAGUACAAAGUAGAGGAGAUAAGUCUGAAGAGUGCAGUACUAUCAUCUGUGGAGCAGCUGGGAAUCAACACCUGUCUCUGGUACGGCAGCUACCUUAAGCUACUGAAAGAAGAUGCUGUCAACGACCUGACACUGCUAAUGAAGCACAUUAAGAUCUUCUUGUUCACACAAAGAGUUAAAACUGCUUCAGAGCUCAUCACUCAGCAGGAUGGUUAUCCAGGCCACGACUGGCUGGCCUCCACAGUGUUCCUCAUCAUGGCUGGAGAUAUGGACCGGUCUCUAAGUUUCUUACUCAACCUGUCCUCUCUGCUUACCUCUGCAUUCAUCUGGCCAGCAAGGAUACAUGCCUCUAUCCAUGUUCCUGUGCAAGUAGCUGAAUCGGGAGUUCCUCCUGUUUACUGGUGUACAGCUCACUAUGUGGAGAUGCUGCUGAGAGCUAAAGUUCCUCUGGUCCACUCCGCCUUCAGGAUGUCUGGUUUCACCCCAUCCCAGAUGUGCCUCCAUUGGCUGACGCAGUGUUUCCUGAACUACUUGGACUGGACAGAAAUCUGCCACUACAUCUCCACCUGUGUGGUGAUGGGACCCGACUACCAGGUUUACAUGUGUGUGGCUAUAUUCAAACAUCUGCAGCCAGACAUCCUGCAGCGUACACAGUCCCAGGAGCUGCAGGUCUUCCUGAAGGUGAGAUGGCGCGUCAGUACUACAGUGUAUUUUACAGGCACUAUAUAG
Micropterus dolomieu (smallmouth bass) is the source of this 3943-nucleotide messenger RNA. RefSeq names its product TBC1 domain family, member 32 (gene tbc1d32). Gene Ontology annotation, biological process: non-motile cilium assembly. The transcript has 33 exons. The coding region runs from base 110 to 3943 and encodes 1277 amino acids. Lineage: Eukaryota; Metazoa; Chordata; Actinopteri; Centrarchiformes; Centrarchidae. The record is from RefSeq and is a predicted model, not a curated record.